Messenger RNA from Closterium sp. NIES-67, 1386 nucleotides. The record is from the annotation of a GenBank genome assembly. NCBI's taxonomy places the organism in Eukaryota, Viridiplantae, Streptophyta, Zygnematophyceae, Desmidiales, Closteriaceae.
UAGCUUUUUGCUCCGCACUACCGCUGGGGGCUAAGGCUAAGUAGAGGCUAACGCUAGUUAAUUAUGUCGUCGUGCGCCGUGCGCCCCGCAUUUAACGGCGGAACAAUGGCUGCGCGCGCGUUGGCUUCGCGUCUCGCGCCUUCGCAGGGGCUAGCGAGUUCCGCGGGGAAUCUAGGCUGGCAGCAUUCCUCGCUAUGGAGUGAUGCGAGACUCGCGAAGGGGUCGAUAUUCGUUCCAGCUUUCGAAGCCUCACCCCGUCUGCGGAAGAUCGUUGCGCCAGUGGCUAUGGCGCGGAAGAAGUCUGGAUUCGCGCAGCUGCUGACCAAGGGCUUCUCAGGUCCGCCAGCAGAGUCGCGCCCCAAGGCCCCCCUGAAGCAGGGGAAUCUGUCCCCCACGCGCCCAGUGCCCCCCCACAUCCCCCGGCCACCCUAUGCGGACAGCGGAGUUGCUCCUCCCUGGACCAUGGAUCCCCAGGUGCAUGGGGAGGAGGGCAUCAGGCGGAUGAGGGAGGCGGGUGAACUGGCAGCACGAGUGAGAGACCAUGCCGGCACGCUGGUGAAGCCCGGAGUGACAACAGAUGAGAUCGACCGAGUGGUGCAUGAGAUGAUCAUAGAGGCGGGCGCAUACCCCUCGCCUCUCAACUAUGCGGGCUUCCCCAAGUCCGUGUGCACAUCGGUCAACGAGUGCAUCUGCCACGGGAUCCCGGACUCCAGGCCGCUUCAGGAUGGUGAUAUAAUCAACAUUGAUGUUACUGUCUACCUUAAUGGUUACCACGGCGACACGUCAAAAACAUUCUUCUGUGGGAAUGUAUCUAAACCUGCUCAGAAGCUAGUGCAGGUGACUGAGGAGGCACUAGAUGCAGCGAUAGCUCUAUGUGGGCCAGAUGUGGAGUUCAAGAAGAUAGGCCAUGCCAUCCAUGCCGUGGCGGACAAGCACGGCUACGGCGUCGUGCGCAAGUUCAUCGGCCAUGGCGUCGGCUCUGUCUUCCAUGCCGGCCCUGCCGUCCUGCACUACCGCAACAAUGAGCCGGGCCGCAUGCAAGUGGGGCAGACAUUCACCAUUGAGCCCAUGUUCACCAUGGGAGGGGUGCGCGACGUGAUGUGGGACGAUGGGUGGACGGCAGUGACUGCAGAUGGCACCUUGACAGCCCAGUUUGAGCACACCCUGCUUAUAACGGAUACAGGGGUGGAGGUGCUUACUAAGGGAUGAACUGUUGUAACCAUUUUGCUCUGUUUGAGUGCACUCUGCUAUAUCAAUCAGGGAUGGUGGAGUUCCGGUACCAUCUGAUGACUUCUGGAAGGGCUGCGCUGUGUAGAUGGUGAGUUGAAAAUCUGUACACCUCAUAAAGCAACAUUCUUGCUAUGUACAUCUUUUCUGAAACGCUUC